Daldinia vernicosa is the source of this 1640-nucleotide messenger RNA. RefSeq lists its product as uncharacterized. Lineage: Eukaryota; Fungi; Ascomycota; Sordariomycetes; Xylariales; Hypoxylaceae. The record is from RefSeq and is a predicted model, not a curated record. Bases 469 to 1482 code for a protein of 337 amino acids. The transcript is spliced from 3 exons. Gene Ontology annotation, molecular function: oxidoreductase activity.
GCCAGAUAUACGUACGUCAGGUAGCUUUCUAGGUAAUUCUUACACGAAAUUACCCCUGACACAACGACUCGAAAGAAACCACUUGAGAAACAGGCCUCUUCGAAAAGAACUGCUGAUUGACUUGGAGAAGCUAUCCUUCCAAGUAGUUAUUUUUGAAAGUAAUUUAAUUACCGUUAUGACAUCGAUAAUAUCUGCGUAGGAUUAAAUGACAAUGAAAGCUAGACGUAGAAAUUGUCGGUAUAUAGCCACCAGGCAGCCAAUGAAAUUACCCCGCGAGAAGCUCCCGGGAGCUCUGCACAAUGAUGUAAACAGUCAAAACGAAGAGGCAUUGAAUUUCGUCAUGACUCGCUUACCUUGAGCUCUGUUUGCUAUUCAACAAGGUAGCAAUCCGUCGAUACAAGAACCGGAUAUCCCCAUUCGCUCCAGCCAAAAUGCACUCUUGGGUUUUGAUGAAAACGUCGAGACGUCAUGACUUCACCAGUCGUCCGAGGCAUCUCCCACCAUAAGAAGCCGCUGGCUGGCAUCGUUCUUCGAGCCGGUGAAUCACCGCAACUGCAAUUCUCUAGACCAGUAUAUCCACUUCAGACAGUCAGAAUGGCAUCCAACAGCCGCAACGAGCCCUUCACCCGCGACAAGCUCUUCGACCUAAAGGGGCACGUAGCGCUCGUGACGGGAGGCGGCUCGGGCAUCGGGUUAAUGGCGACGCAAGCGCUCGUCGCCAACGGCGCCAGAGUGUACAUCACGGGGCGGACCAAGGAGAAGCUCGACCGCGUCGCGGAGCUGUACUCGCAGGGCCAAGACUCCAUCGUGCCCAUCACAUGCGACAUCACGGACAAGAGCCAAAUCGCAAACCUAGCCAAGGAGAUAUCGUCGCGCGAGGCGUGCCUGUGCAUCCUGGUCAACAACGCGGGCGUCAGCGGGGCGACGAUGCAGACCGAGGCCGGCUCGGCCGGGGAGAUGAAGCAGAACCUGUUCGACAGCGAGACGUCGACGGUGGAGGACUGGACGGACGUGUACCGCGCCAACGUCGCGCAGGUCUUCUUCGCGACGACGGCGUUCCUGCCGCUGCUGGAGAAGUCGUCCGAGCGCUUCCCCGGCUGGUCGGGCACCGUGAUUAAUAUCUCGUCGAUCAGCGGGCUCGUUAAGACCGCGCAGCACCACUUUGCGUAUAAUGCGUCCAAGGGCGCUGCGGCCCGUUUAACUAGGAUGUUGGCGUCUGAGGUGGCGGCUAAUAAGCUGGAGAUUCGUAUUAAUUCGAUUGCCCCGGGUGUCUUUCUAAAUGCCGCAGUGACUACCGAAGCCAGCAAUGAAGAUCAGAAGAGUCACAUCGGGAAGGAAAAGUAUGAGAGCAAGGUGCCGGCUGGUCGUCCCGGGAAGGACGAUGACAUGGCGCAGGCGGUGCUAUUCUUUGCCGCUAACCAGUAUUUGAACGGCCAGACCGUUGCGGUGGACGGCGGGUAUACAUUGGCGGCUGGAGAAUAAAAUGAGAGAUUCGUAGCAAAAGGAAGGUUAAAAAGAAGGGUAAUUUUAGCAAGGUAAUGGCGUUCAUGCGAAGUUAUAAAGUAUUGUAUUUGCUGGUAUAACGAAGAUACGAAACGAACCAAUUAAAUCGGCCGUUUGAACUAAUACAUGCAUAUACA